AUGCACAGUGGUGGUGGGGGGGGUAAAGGGGAGGAGGGGCAGAAAGGGGCGAGGAGGGGCAGAAAGGGGCGAGGAGGGGCAAAAAGGGGCGAGGAGGGGCAGAAAGGGGCGAGGGGGGGCAGAAAGGGGCGAGGAGGGGCAGAAAGGGGCGAGGAGGGGCAGAAAGGGGCGAGGAGGGGCAGAAAGGGGCGAGGAGGGGCAGAAAGGGGCAAGGGGGGGCAGAAAGGGGCGAGGAGGGGCAGAAAAGGGCGAGGAGGGGCAGAAAAGGGCGAGGAGGGGCAGAAAGGGGCGAAGUAA
Messenger RNA from Closterium sp. NIES-65, 297 nucleotides. The record is from the annotation of a GenBank genome assembly. Lineage: Eukaryota; Viridiplantae; Streptophyta; Zygnematophyceae; Desmidiales; Closteriaceae.